Messenger RNA from Cryptomeria japonica (Japanese cedar), 1418 nucleotides. Its product is annotated as glucose and ribitol dehydrogenase. The transcript is spliced from 6 exons. Gene Ontology annotation, molecular function: oxidoreductase activity. Lineage: Eukaryota; Viridiplantae; Streptophyta; Pinopsida; Cupressales; Cupressaceae. The record is from RefSeq and is a predicted model, not a curated record. Bases 183 to 1064 code for a protein of 293 amino acids.
AAAAGCCAUACCGAUGUUAUGCAUAUUACAGUUUAGUCCUAGAUAUUCUUGCCUUAGAUCUUCAUUAAGUUGUUAAUAACAGCAAUUUUGCUUCAGCUGGAUCUAAGAAUAGUUUUCUAGCUACCCUCACAUCUGCAACAAAAUUAUAUUGGAGUCUAAGCAGAAAGUGAUCUUCAUCAACCAUGUCUGAUGGAAAAGGAAAGUUUCCUCCACAGAAGCAAAAUGAGCAGCCAGGCAAAGAACAUGUCAUGGAUCCCACACCAAGGGCUGCUAGACAAUCCUAUAAGCCUGCUGAUAAACUGAGGGGAAAAGUAGCCUUGGUGACUGGAGGAGAUUCUGGCAUAGGAAGAGCAGUAUGCUACCAAUUUGCUAUGGAGGGAGCAACUGUUGCAUUUACUUAUGUGCCAGUGAAAGAAGAUAAGGAUGCUUCAGAUACAAUAAACAUGCUGAGAGAAGUUAAGACUGGUCAUGCAAAAGAACCCAUUAAAAUCCCUGUUGAUGUGGGGUUUGAUGAGAAUUGCAAGAAGGUUAUAGAUCAAGUAGUGAAAGCAUUUGGGUGCAUUGAUAUUCUGGUGAACAAUGCAGCAGAGCAACAUCCUGUGCCUAACAUUGAAGAUUUGCAGCCUGAUCAGCUAGAGCGUGUGUUCAGAACAAAUAUAUUUUCCAUGUUCUAUAUGGUUCGCCAUGCACUGAAGCAUAUGAAAGAGGGAAGCAGCAUUAUCAACUCCACCUCUGUGAAUGCAUACAAAGGCAAUGCAACUCUUUUGGAUUACACAUCAACAAAGGGAGCCAUAGUUGCAUUUACCAGAGGGCUGUCUCUGCAACUUGUCAACAGGGGAAUUCGAGUUAAUGGAGUGGCACCAGGUCCAAUUUGGACUCCUUUAAUACCAGCCUCUGUAACUGAUGAGAAGAGUACUGAGGGCUUUGGACAGCAGGUGCCAAUGGGCAGAGCUGGACAGCCUGAUGAAGUGGCUCCAUCCUAUGUUUUUCUUGCAUCAGAAGAUUCAUCCUAUUUCACUGGCCAAGUGCUUCAUCCCAAUGGUGGAGUUAUUGUCAAUGCAUGAGUUGAUACUGUGACCUAAAGAAGUAUAUCAGAAAAGCUUCAUGCUAUGGUAUAAUAGGUCAAUCAUUUUGUAAUAUUGUGAAUGCAUGGGAUGAAUUUCAGCUGAACAUACAUACUCUUAUGUAAAGAGCUGUAAUUUACAUAAGAGCUGUAAUUUUGUAACGAAGCACUUGUUUUCAAUCUGCUAUAAGGUUAGAUACUCUUUAGUGACUUGAUCAUAUAUGUUUAAAUGCAUGAAAAUGAUGUAUAUGUAAAUAUAGCAGUCUCUUUAUUUUGACAUAAGAAUGACACGCAUGUAAAGAUGGCAGUCUCCCUGAUAUCAACUAUUUCCUUAAUAAAAAUUAGAUUUUGAUCA